Erigeron canadensis is the source of this 1414-nucleotide messenger RNA. RefSeq names its product B3 domain-containing protein Os06g0194400-like. NCBI's taxonomy places the organism in Eukaryota, Viridiplantae, Streptophyta, Magnoliopsida, Asterales, Asteraceae. The record is from RefSeq and is a predicted model, not a curated record. Gene Ontology annotation, molecular function: DNA binding. The transcript has 7 exons. Bases 230 to 1135 code for a protein of 301 amino acids.
AUCAUUUCCCAUUAAUUAAUUAACUAAUUGGCAUCCCCCACUUGGCGGUUGAAUUUGUUUCCUGCUAAGUCUUGUCUGGCUGCUUUUGUUUUGUAAACAUGACAGAAUUUUCACACACUAAUUAACAGCUAGCAACCAAAAAGUUGAUCAACCAACCAAGUGGCCUGAGGUUAACUUACUCCAUAUACAUAUAUUCUGAUUUUCGAAUGAUCAAGUUUUUAAGUUAUAGAUGAAGCAUAACGUUUCUUUAGAGAAAAAGAGGAAGAGAACUUGUAUUAAACAACCGUUAUUCAAAGAUAAACAGAUUAUGUCAGAUAAGCCCCAGAAAUCUUCAGGAAAAGGAAAAAAAACAAGGGUGUGUGAUAUUUACAAUAAUGCUGAAGAUCAAUAUAUGUGCUUGGAGCGAGCAGCAAUGUUAUUGGAAAGUUUAGAUGCCAAGUUACCUACGUUUGCCAAAUGCAUGCUCCCUUCUAACGUUCUCUACAGCUUUUGGUUGAUUCUUCCGACGAAAUUCUGUGUUAUGCAUUUGCCAGACCGUGACGCAACAAUUACUCUAGUAGAUGAGUCUGGAAAGGAGUUCAAGACAAACUAUUUGAAUGUAAGGCGGGGUUUAAGUGGCGGAUGGAGGGGAUUUUCAGCCGCUCAAAAAUUGCAACAGGGUGAUAUUCUAUUUUUUCAUCUUGUUGGAAGCUGCAAACUACAGGUGCAUAUAGUAAGAAGAUAUGGCUUAGAAGCUGUAGAAGCCGCUGUUUGUCUAAUGGAAAUGCACCCUCGUGUUAAAAGAACAAGAUUGUUGACCUCAGACAAACCCCAGCAGGAAGAUAUUAGAAAAGUUAACAAAAUGAAGAGAAGUCCAAACAAGCAUAUAGCCAGACCACCAAAUAAAUGGCCCUCUCUCGUGGAAUAUACAGAAGACAGUGAAUGUAUGUCAACUCUUAUCUCGCCUUCAGAUGACCAUUGUGAUAAUAGUGGCACUGUAUUCAAAGCUGACGUGUUUGAAGGUUCUACCUCGAAAUCAAGCAAUGGGUCACUGCUUGAUGAGCAAGGCUGUUAUGCACUAAAUUUGGGUUAUCAAAACAAAAUCAACUUCGGGCCAACUACCCAAAGGAGAUAUACUCCUACGGUUGCAACCUAAACGAAAAGCUACAUAUGCGAAUCAAGUUUUGCAAGUUCAAAUAGGAAGGGUUGUAUCUUUUUAGAUCGAUAUUACAAGAAACAAAAGAAAUGCAUACAUAACUUUCUAGAUAUGAAAUAGAUUUCAAAGUAUAGCAGCCUUUACAUGCACGUUUCUCUAUGGACCGGGCUUAAUCUUGGCCUUAUAUAUGCUGUCAGCUGACUAAUGGGCUUAAUCUUGGCCUUAUAUAUUGCUAUCUAUUGACAAAUGGGCUCAAAGCCUCAAAUCCUUGAUGUUUUA